Molecule: messenger RNA, 1864 nt
Organism: Drosophila melanogaster (fruit fly)
Lineage: Eukaryota; Metazoa; Arthropoda; Insecta; Diptera; Drosophilidae
Exons: 6
Coding region: 202-1731 (509 amino acids)
Biological process (GO): protein maturation; proteolysis
Molecular function (GO): serine-type endopeptidase activity; peptidase activity; hydrolase activity
Source: RefSeq, marked reviewed
ACACACACUUAGUGAAAAUUUAUGUAUUUCAAAUUAUCGAAAUAACUUGCCAUUCCAGUCCAGUUCUAGAUAUUUCAUAUGACUAAUGGAUAUACGGAUAUACCCAGCUAUAUUUCCCAGAAUUUAUAAUAUGAUACAUUUUGGCUAAUGGUCAAACUUUCAUCCUAAGAACAGUCGAAGUUUGAACGUCCACAUAUUGACAUGGUCGAAGUAUCUGUUUGCUUUCUUAUACAAGGGUUUCUACUGUCGCUGUCAUUUGGGCGUGUUCAGUUGCAGGUUUACAAUUCAUGGAAAAAGUGUGAUGUCAAUGAGGACUGUACACACCUUAAAGCAUGCCCACCCUUGAAAUACUUUCUGCAAUCGGCGGAUAUAAGUUGGGCCAGAGAAGCAAUAUUGCGGGACAAACAAUGUGGUUAUAAUAGCUACUGCUGCCGAAAAGAAGGCUAUGAAAGAAGAUCCAAUGAACAAUGCGUCAUGCUCAAUGACUGUCCCCAGUUUAAUGGCCGGAAAUGGACGAGUGAUAUUUUGAAAUCCAUAAUAAAUAAAAUAUGUUAUAUCGAUCACUUCCAGCCAUUGGUACGAAGAAGGGUCUACGUAAACUGUCAAAGACAAGAGAUUUUUCCUUGCCAAUACGAUGAGAUAUGUAGAAGCCGCGAUAGCUGCCCUUUUCUAAAGCUUAAACGGAAAAAGGCCCAGAACAUAUUAAUGAGCAGGCAAUGCGGCAUUAAUACCUACUGCUGUCCUAAGCAGGAAUUUCCAGAUUGUCCAGCCGAUGAAAAAUGCAUAAGAUUGGACAAGUGUCUUCGUAUCCAUAAUACUACGAUGGAAGAUGGGGCCAAUUUAAUGGAUAACAGACAGUGUGCCAUCGAUACCAGAAGAAUAGAUUCGGAUAAGCGCCACUACAUCUGCUGCCCGGAACCAGGUAACGUUCUACCAACGUCCUGUGGACAAGCUCCGCCUCUUUAUCGAAUGGCAUAUGGCACAGCGGCGAGGCCAAAUGAAUAUCCUUGGAUGGCCAUGCUUAUCUACGAGAAUCGCAGACUAUCGACCAUGACCAACAACUGUAGUGGCUCCCUGAUUAACAAACGCUACGUCCUCACCGCUGCACACUGUGUGGUCAAGGAUAAAAUGGUGAACACAGAUUUGGUGCUCAGGAGAGUGCGGCUGGGCGAGCAUGAUAUUACCACCAAUCCGGAUUGCGACUUUACAGGAAACUGCGCUGCCCCCUUUGUAGAGAUCGGCAUCGAGUAUUUCAAUGUCCACGAACAAUAUUUCAACACCUCAAGGUUUGAAAGCGAUAUCGCCUUGGUGCGUCUUCAAACGCCAGUUCGAUAUACCCACGAAAUUCUACCGAUUUGUGUGCCGAAAGAUCCCAUCCCCUUGCAUAAUCACCCAUUGCAAAUCGCCGGUUGGGGCUACACGAAAAACAGAGAAUAUAGUCAGGUGUUGUUGCAUAACACCGUUUAUGAAAACAGAUAUUAUUGCCAAGACAAGAUAUCGUUCUUCCGCAACGAAUCACAAAUCUGUGCUUCUGGCAUUCGAGGAGAAGACUCCUGUGAGGGUGAUUCCGGAGGUCCCUUGAUGUUAACCCUUAAUAAUGAUUACCAGGAUAUCGUAUAUCUGGCCGGUAUCGUUUCAUAUGGAAGUGAGAAUUGCGGAGAUAGAAAACCAGGUGUUUACACAAAGACUGGAGCAUUUUUCUCAUGGAUAAAGGCAAAUUUGAAGCCAUAACUUUCUUGCUAAGGAAUCUCGACUAGUGUAUGGUGUUUGUUAAUAUGUGAAUGCAUUUUGUUUGUAUGAGUGAAUGUGUUUUUUUUGUGGAUUAUGGAAUUAUGGAAAAUUCAAUCAAGUAGCCAGUAAAAUC